Molecule: messenger RNA, 2840 nt
Organism: Taeniopygia guttata (zebra finch)
Lineage: Eukaryota; Metazoa; Chordata; Aves; Passeriformes; Estrildidae
Source: RefSeq, a predicted model, not a curated record
GACCCCCGGUGACCCUUGGCUGACCCUUGGCUGACCCGGGAUGGGCGACAGCGACGAUGAGUACGACCGGCGGCGACGGGACAAAUUCCGGCGGGAGCGGAGCGACUACGAACGGACCCGGGACAGGGAGGAGAGACGGCGGGAGGAGUGGAGUGACCGGGACUGGGAGCGGGGCCGGGAGCGGCGCAGUCGGGACUAUCGGGACUACGAGCGGAGCCGGCGGGAGCGAUUCUCCCCACCCCGGCACGAGCUGAGCCCGCCCCAGAAACGGCUGAGACGGGACUGGGAUGACCACGCUGACCCGUACCACGCCGGUUACGAGCUGCCCUACGGGGGUGGGGGAGGGGCCGGCCCCACCUACGGCCCCCCCCAGGCGCCGUGGGGCCCCCACGAGGUGCAGCACCAACUGCUGCAGCACCAGCUGCUGCCCAUCCAGGCCAGGCUGGGCAGCAUCGCGGAGGUGGAGCUGGGCGCGGCGCCGCCGGUGCUGAAGAGCUUCAAGGAGUUCCUGCUGUCGCUGGACGACGCCGUGGACGAGACGGAGGCGGUCAAGCGCUACAACGACUACAAGCUGGACUUCCGGCGGCAGCAGCUGCAGGACUUCUUCCUGGCCCACAAGGACGAGGAGUGGUUCCGCUCCAAGUACCACCCGGACGAGGCGGGGAAGCGGCAGCAGGAGGCGCAGGCGGCGCUCAGGAACCGCCUGAGCGUCUUCCUCUACCUGUGGGAGCACGGCUGGUUCGACAACCUGCUGCUGGACAUCGAGCGCGCGCCGCAGAUCGUCAAAACGCUGGACGCAGCCGUGAUUAAGAUGGAGGGGGGCACGGAGCACGACCUGCGCAUCCUGGAGCAGGAGGAGGAGGAGGAGCGGGCGGAGAAGGCCGAAGGCCCCAAGAAGGAGGAGCCGCGGCCGCCGGAGCCGCCCGGGAAGGCUCGGCCGAGCCCCGACGGCGACGGCGGCGCCAAGGCCGAAGGGGCGGAGGGGGCGGAGCCUGCGGCGGGGGCGGGGCCAGAGGAGGAGGGGGCGGGGCCAGACAAGGCGCCCAAAACUGAGGACGGCGACAAGGAGGGCGGGGCCAAGGCGCGGCCGCGCCAGCGCAGCCGGGACAGCGAGGAGGGGGACAGCGACAGCGGGGACAGCGAGGGGGGGGCGCGGAGACCCCCCGGCAAGGACGAGGAGCCGAAGGAGGACAAAGGCGCCGGGGGGGCGCCGGGGCCGGGACCCCUCCCCUUGGGGACGCCCCCUCCCCCCAAGGGCCGGGAGGGGGUCCCGGGGGGGUCCCCGAGGCGCGGCCGGGCGCUGCACAAAACCUGCUCCCUGUUCAUGCGCAACAUCGCGCCCAACAUCGCCCAGGCCGAGAUCGUGGCGCUGUGCAAGCGCUACCCCGGGUUCAUGCGCGUGGCGCUGUCCGAGCCCCAGCCCGAGAGGAGAUUCUUCAGGAGGGGGUGGGUGACCUUCGACCGCAGCGUGAACAUCAAGGAGAUCUGCUGGAGCCUGCAGAACAUCCGGCUGCGCGAGUGCGAGCUGAGCCCCGGCGUGAACCGGGACCUGACGCGGCGCGUGCGGAACGUCUCGGGGCUGACGCAGCACCGGCCGGUCGUGCGCCACGACAUCAAGCUGGCCGCGCGCCUGGUGCAGGCGCUGGACGCCCGCGCCCGCCUCUGGAGCCCCCCGGGCACCGCUGGGGACGGGACCCCCGGGGAUGGAACCGGGGAUGGGACCCCCGGGGACGGGACCGGGACGGCCGAACCGCCGCCGCCCGCGCAGCCCGGGGCGCAGAACCCGGUGCUGCGGCACAUCACCGAUUACCUGAUCGAGGAGGUCAGCGCUGAGGAGGAGGAGCUGCUGGGACAGGGACAGGGACAGGGACAGGGACAAGGACAAGGACAGGGACAGGGACAGGGACAGGGACAGGGCGUGGCCACGGCCGAGGACGGCGCCCGCGAGACCAACCCGGCCGAGGUCACCGUGGAGCGCGACGAGAAGCUGCUCAAGGUUCUGGACCGGCUCCUGCUGUACCUGCGCAUCGUUCACUCGGUCGAUUACUACAACACCUCCGAGUACCCCAACGAGGACGAGAUGCCGAAUCGCUGCGGGAUCAUCCACGUGCGGGGCCCGCUGCCGCCCAACCGCGUGUCCCACGGCGAGGUUUCGGAGUGGCAGCGCGCCUUUGCCGCCCGCCUGGCCCCGCUGCUGGCCGGCCCCGGGGCUGUGCCCGAGGAGGAGGCGCAGAGACUCGGCCGGAAGGACCCCGAGCAGGAGCUGGAGAAGUUCGUCAGCGCCAACACCCAGGAGCUGGGCAAGGACAAGUGGCUGUGUCCCCUCAGCGGCAAAAAGUUCAAGGGCCCCGAGUUCGUGCGCAAGCACAUCUUUAACAAGCACGGGGACAAGAUGGGCGCCGUGCGCAAGGAGGUUUUGUUCUUCAACAACUUCCUGAUGGACCCGAAACGGCCAUCGCUGCCCGAGGGGGGCAAGGGACCGCCAGGGCUGACCCCGGGGGCGCUGCCCUACCCCCCCCAGUCCCCCCAGGGGCUGCUGCCCUACGGGAGCCCCCGACCCCCCAUGAUGGGCUACGGAGGAUCCCACCCGUACCCCCCCGGGCCCUACGGGGGCCGCGGCAGCUACGAAACCUUCCGGGGGCAGGGGGGGGCCGGGGGGGGGUACCUGAACAAACCCCGCAGCAGGCUGGUCCGGGGGGACCCCCGCGCCAUCGUCGAGUACCGGGACCUGGACGCCCCCGAGGACGUGGAUUUCUUCUGACCCUCCCCCCCCGCGGCCCCGCCCCCUUUGUACGGCCCCGCCCCCCAAUUUCAAUAAAGCGGCUCCGCCCACCCCAAAA